CUUUCCACUGAUGGCGUGAUGUCAUCUCCUACCCCCACGGCAACAAGAUGCGCUUCUGAAACUUGAGUGAGAACACUGCCGGCUGCGAAAGACUCAUGAUGCUAGACUCGCUGACUUACCUUCUGGAGAGAGUUUUUAUGCUCGCGCAUUUUAAUAUUUUUAGUCUGAUCCCUUCAGAAAAAGAAAAGCUCGAAAAGUCUUAUGAAGCCUCUCCCCGGGUGCUGCAGAGAGGAGAUCUCCUGGAGGUCCCUCGCACUUUAUUCACCCAUUUCGGCAUUUAUUUGGGGGACAACAAAGUCGCACAUUUAAUACCGGAUAUUAUGCCCGUGCUGACGAGCGAUAAGCGUCAAAUACAGAAGAUGGUAACGACCAAGAGAUUACUGUUGGGAGUGCUUUGUAAGAAGGCGACUGUUCGGGUCGAUUCGGUCGAGGACUUUGCGUAUGGUUCACCUAUCCUACUUAACACCAUGGACCACAACAUGAAAGAAAGGCCGUUAGCUAACGAAGAAGUUGCCAGCAGAGCAGAGAUGCUUAUAGAUAAAGUUCCAUACAGCUUGAUGUGGAACAACUGCGAGCAUUUUGUUACCUAUUGCAGGUACGGCUCAGCCGUAAGUCUACAAACGGAAAAGUUCCUAGAGUUCCUGAAGUCCAUUAUUCGGGACCAGAGGAGUGUCCUUCUCACAGCUUUCUUGGGACUUGUGUCCAUUGGUUGCGUGGGAAUUGUGCCUGCCACAACUCUCCCAACUUUCCUUAUCCCAUUCACAUUAUGGAUGGCGAGUUAAUGGACUUCUUUAAAAGUCAUAAUGUAAAUGCUUCCAUGAAGGGAAUGUACAUAGGUGACCAAUGAAUAAAGUUAUGUUUGUAUGUUUGACACACUCUACAUAACUAAUGAGCAUGGCUUGAAGUUAUGAAUGGUAGAGUAAAAAUGUGUAUCACAAUUGUUUAGAUUGAACUAAACUUGUAACCUGAUAUGUGUUAUAUCUGUUAUUUUUUUAUGUUUUUCCUCCACUGGUUAUAUUUUGUCUUUUUAAAAAAAUAAAAUACAGUUUAUACAGUU
This is a messenger RNA of Sardina pilchardus (European sardine), 1057 nucleotides long. Its product is annotated as lecithin retinol acyltransferase-like. NCBI's taxonomy places the organism in Eukaryota, Metazoa, Chordata, Actinopteri, Clupeiformes, Clupeidae. The record is from RefSeq and is a predicted model, not a curated record. The transcript has 2 exons. Gene Ontology annotation, cellular component: rough endoplasmic reticulum. Gene Ontology annotation, molecular function: phosphatidylcholine-retinol O-acyltransferase activity. The coding region runs from base 96 to 782 and encodes 228 amino acids. Gene Ontology annotation, biological process: vitamin A metabolic process; retinol metabolic process.